AUGGAACUCCACGUCUGGCCGGCAGAUUUCGGUCUGCCCUCAAUUGAUGUCAGCUGCCUGCAAUUUUUGGCUUGUGCCAAAAUGUGCGCCAGUCCUGUUUCAGUAGUAUAUUCUUCGAGCCCAUGGAACUCACCAACUGGUAAGUACAGCAUAGUGCAAUAUUCAAGUCAAGAUAUACGUGUCGUAAGUGCUUUCCUAUUAAGGUUUGUAGAGGUAUUGCGAAAAAGUGGGCAGGAGGUGGUGAUUGAUGCUGAAUUGACAGCUUCCGAAAAAUCUCAGAUCGACGCCUUCAGCUGCUAUUUACAACAGUAUCUCAAUCCUGCUGUGUUGCAUACAUUUUGGUUGGAUGACUUGAACUACAGCACUGUCACACAUCACUGGUACUCUUCUCGCCUAUCGUUUCCAUACAACAUGUACUAUUUGGAAAAACACAGAAAGCGCAUACAACGGUUCCUCUCCGAUAAAACGGUCACGGUAAUAAUGAAGGAUGGAUUAGAGGUAACAUUUGCGCGUUUGGUUUUCCCAGCGCAGUUCUCUUCUCACUCUAUCUGGAUUUAUGAGAUGAUACAUAUAUUGGAUUAGUU
Molecule: messenger RNA, 584 nt
Organism: Cylicostephanus goldi
Lineage: Eukaryota; Metazoa; Nematoda; Chromadorea; Rhabditida; Strongylidae
Source: the annotation of a GenBank genome assembly